AUGCCUCAAAAGAAAGGCCAGGUCAAGGGCCAGCAGUGCCUGACCACUUUCUUUUCACCAAACAAGGUAGAGUCGGCAACCUCCAGCAAACCAGCCAAAAAGGUUGAGCCUGAGCAUAAAAUAGGGACGGCCGUGAAAAUUAAGGUCGGCAACAAAAGCAAAGCACAUGCUACCUACAAGUCUGGAAAGAUCGCGGGCUUUAACGGCAUUUCCUAUUCCAUUAAAUGGGAUGCGACUGGGAAAACCUCAAAACUCAGCCCGCAAGAGACAGCUCAUGCUGUUCAGGUUGCGCCAAAGAUUGGUACCAGGGUAGAAAAGGAGUUUCCAGAACAGGGCUUCUUUCAGGGUUUGGUCGUUGAUAUUACUCACGCGGAUGAUUUCAUGUAUUACUAUGUACUCUAUGACGAUGGAGAUGAAGAGGAAAUCGAACAGGAUGAAUUUGACCAGUGCCGUGAAACCUAUAUCAGCAGAAAUGGAGACAGCAAGCCUGCUCCCACCGUUGAAAAGGAGGAAGAGGAGGAAAAGAUUGACGACCCAACGAUAGUUUCGACAUCCACAACUUCUUCCAAUGCUAAUAACAAGCGACAGCGUCGUCGUGUACAAUACAAUGAAGAGAGCGGGGACGACGAUGACGACGGUGACGGCGACUUUGGAGAACCAGCGCCUAAAUCCAAACGCAAGGUAGCAAAGAAGCGCAAAGUCUUAGAGGACGAUUUAGAUGAUGAAGAAUUUGAAAUGGGCGCCGCUAGCGAUGACGAGUCUUUGCCUGAUGACAUGGAUGUAGACGAUGAGAGUGAAGCUAGUCUACCCAAGAAAACAACAGCUCGUGCAAAAGCAAAACAGACAAAAGGAAAGGAAGCCAAGGCAGAGGAGACCGAAGCGGAUAUCCCCAAGGAAGUGCCAGAAGGCUGGACGAAAGAUCCAGAGUUCUGGAACCGUCUCAACAAGGAGCGCAAAAAUUUUAAACCGAAUAAUAACCCUCAAAAGUGGCCCACUGGUGCAUACGUGGAUCCUGUUGGGAUUGAUCCAACCCACGGUAUUGUUGAAGGCAUCAUUACAGAACAAGUUGGCAAAGUGGGUCGUCUUUUGCAAAUGGUUGCUGCUCAAGAUGGAGCGAACGGCAUACUAGGUGAACUUGGCUAUCCGAUCAAAUUGAUGACUGCUUGUUCGGGUACUGACGCGCCAUCUAUUGCGCUUGGCUUGGUGCAAGAAUGUUACGCCAAGCUCCAAUCGUCACAGACCUUUGAGUACUCUCACGAAAUGUCCUGCGAGAUUGAACCUUUCAAACAGGCCUAUAUUGGACGAAACUUUCCUGGGGUGCCGCUCUUUCCAGACAUCAACAAGUUGAUAGAACCGGAUGUUAAAGAUGUGUAUGGACGUUCGCAAGCCGUACCUGACGGGAAUCUUUUUGUUGCAGGAACGUCUUGCAAGGACUUUUCCAUGCUGAAAACGACGUAUCGUAAGGAUAUCGAAGACAAGGGAACUUCUGGGCAAACAUUCUUGUCAGCGGUGGAAUUCCUCGAGCAAAAGCAGCCGCGGGUUGCAAUAUUUGAGAAUGUGGAUGGCGCACCUUGGAGUAAGAUGCAGGAGUACAUUACUGGACGAGUAUCACUUGAAGAUCGUAAUGUGUCCAAGAAUAUUGUUGGGGCCAGUGGGGACGCUGAUAAAAAACUCAUAUUUUCGGUCAAUGAUGAUGGGAUGUAUGUUGCAGAGGAAAUCCCUCGCCAAGUUGGCAUUCGGGCAGGAGCCAUUGUGAGAGGCUUUGUCAAGCAAGGUAACCACCCCAAUGAUAUAGUACCCUUGAGAACCUCUACUACGACGAAAAAAAUCACACUGGGCGAAUUGGCUAAGAAGCACAAAAUCAACCUUGAUGGAGAUACUCUUGUCUUGGAUAAGAAAGCUCGGUACUGUACACAUUUGUGUAAACUGGACACAAAAGAAUAUGGGCUUCCUCAAACGCGAAAUCGCAAGUAUCUAUUUAUUUGGCGAUCUGAUGAACCCGAUGAUGACUUGGGAGAGUACUUUCAAGAGAUUCUUGAUCAUCUCAAGACCCCAUUGCUUCAUUCAAUGGAUGCCUUUUUGCUGCCUGACACGCACGAUCGGAUUCGAUGCUUCCGAGAAGCAUUGCGGUCGGGACCGGGGCUAAUGGUAAAGCGUGAAAGAGCAAAGGAGGAGGAUUUUUGGGAUUGGGAUAAGUCCAAAGUCAAGGACUUGGCAGUCCAUCGCGUGUUUCGGGAGGCGAAUGGACUUGCUGAGCGAUCGCGUUGGUUGACGGGGUGGGGUACACUUGGAAGAAAAUCUUUGGCUCCUGGACUAUGGCCAGAAUUGGUGCAUUGCUGGAACCACAGGCGUCUAGAUUUGAUUGAUUGCUUCUCCGGAGCAGCUGUCCGCGAUGCCAUUUCCCGUGAUCCCAUGCACCACGCUUUCACCUGGGAUCUAUCACAGAACGUCACUCGAGCUCCUUUCAGAUCAGCCACUUGUGGUGUUUCGGGCUGUGUAACUCCUGGUGGAGAAUUGUUGUUGCCUUAUAGAGGCAGAAGCGUAAUGGGAUACGAGAAAUUACUUUUACAAGGAAUCCCUUUUUCACGACUUAUUCUUGGUCCAGAAACAGAAGUUCAGCUUUCUGAUCUAGCAGGCAAUGCUAUGUCAGUUCCGGUGAUCAAUGCAACCAUGCUUGCCGCAAUUUGUGCGCCACAAUUGAGGCGACAGAGAGAAACUAACAAAAAGGUUCUUCUAACGAACUUUGCUUUCAGCCAGAAGUAUGCUACUGCCAACGGCGCAGUUCUUGCAGAGCGUGGGGACAUGUACGAUGUUCCGAGGGACACAAGCGCGAAAACUUUCGUUGGAGUCUUCAGCUCUCUCUUGGGCGAUUUUGCCAGGGAUGCGUACCGAACGAGUGUUCUUUGCUACUGUGAAAGUUCUGGAACCGUCUCCACGGCACAGAUAAUGGAAUGUUGUGACUGUGGCAUGUCUGUUUGCCGCAAGUGUUGCAGCGAGUAUCAGGUACACGACCAUGACUUGAAACCCGUCGAAAAUUCUGGUGCUAUGUCGAACAUUCGACCAGAUCCUCACGAAUUCGAAAGGAAGCUUCGAUCAAAGGUACCUUCUGUAUUACGUCUGAGCGAAGGUUGGGAAGAAGUUCUGAAGGACGGUGAUGGGCUUGAGUCCUUCAGCUUUCAGCUUCAGGAAGUUCGUCGCGAAAAAGGCCACUGGCAGCUCUUGUAUGGGGCCUGGGAAGACCAAGGCCGAGGAAAACAGGUUGCCGAGAUACGGGUGCUGGUCGGUCGUAUCAAAAAGUUAGAUCCGGAGUAUAGGAUCGCAGCUUACAUUCGUUGCUAUGCCCCGGCAAUCCGUCAUAAGAAUCCAUAUCGUGGUAAACUGAAAGAUGCUGCCCGAAUCGAGUUGUCCAGCUCUUCGAACCAAGUUGAUUGCUGGGAAGUUCCAAUCAGCCCCCAAGAAUGCACGAUCAAUCUUGUCGGUAGCGAAGAAGUCGAGUCACAACGGGUGCUUAUUGGGUUGAAUGACGACGCAGCACGUGCAUUGAAAUCACACGAUGUAAAGAACGCGUUCAAACCACCAAUCGAUUCAAGGAAUCAUCUGACCCACUACCAUUCGAAGUGGAAGACGUGGCCAGGAACUAUCAAAGUAUCUGGGUCUGGCACAGGAAUAGUAAACGGAAUAUACAGAAAGACGAAAUGUACCCACACGAUUGUCCUCUCAGCGCUUUGGAAAAGGGACGGUACUUGUGACAAGCCAGCGAUGUAUUUGUUCUUUCGUCCAGAUGUUCUUCGGACCCAAUUGGAUACUGCUGUCUUUUCACUCUCGCCGUCCUACAAGGAUACCGAUGAAGUAUUCGAGUUAGACGAUUGGAUACCUGAAAACACUUUGUUGGAACGAACACACAAAACGAGUGCCAAAGGCUUGACUUGGAAGCCCCUUGCGAGCGGAUUUACAGUCGAAGUGCCCAAGCCAAGACUAAAUGUGCUCCCGAUGCAUGAUUCCUUCGAUCGCCAAGUGUCCAAUCUAGUGGAUCCAACAAAAGAUAUUCCUAUUUUGUGCACUAUCGGAGGUCUGUCAACGGAAAUAACAGCGUCAGUGCUUGAAUAUACUUCUUUGGAAGAAGCAGGCGACGUUGUGAACAUCGAUCUUUUUGGCAAAGCCGGUACACGAAAUGCUAAACGUCUAUCCAUCAUUGCUGCUCCAUCAUUGCUGAAGUGUGCUGCUGAGGGCAAUCUUCCCCUAACGUUGUCGAAGUGGUACAAGUUACCCAAAUCGAUUGUCUUUGGUCACUGCCCCAUCAAUGUUCCGUCACGACCUGUUGGAAGAUGGAGAAGAAGAUCCGACCGCGACAAUAUCUGGGAAAGAGAAUACGAUAACGAGGAAUCGAACGACUACUAUCAUCGACUUUUCCAUCGUCCAAAGGCUUUUUCUGUCGAAGUUGACAGGUCUCAGGGGACGAUGACGCUUAAAAUGAACCCAUAUGUUGCCGCCCAUCGCGCUGCAGCUCAGUUAGGAGGGGAAGAAACUGGCUCAGUCGAAGUCGAUUACUGUCUAUCGGAAUUAUCAUCGAUGGGUGAGCCGCCCACGACUGACUUUCACGUGCCAAACUCUGAUAGAUACACUGAGACCAUUGUGGGCGAUAUGGAGUUGCCCUUGUACAAACGUCAAGCGAAAGCAUUGACUCGCAUGCAAGCUAUCGAGAAUGGAGAAGUUUUGUUUCCAGAAGAAGAGCGAUCCGAGAUUGUCCUUCCUGGCAUUGGCUGGUGUUUGAUUGCGAAAGCAGCAAAGCAUUCGCCCUUAAGGGGUGGUGUAUUAGGCGACGCAAUUGGAUCAGGGAAGACAGUGGUGACAAUAGCACUUAUUUUAGCGGGAGCAGAAAAAGCUCGAUCGAGAAGAAAUGUUGAAACAGGUAGAUCUGGCGCUUCAUUAAUCGUUGUUCCUCCUGGACUAGUCCAACAGUGGGAUGACGAACGAAAGAAAUUUACCAAAAAUAAGCUUCGAUGCAUUCGGGUUGAUUCCACAAGUGCUUUAAUGAAAUUUUCCGUCGAGGAUUUUUGCAAUGCAGAUGUUGUCAUUGUACCCGCUGGCCUCAUCGAGGAAGCGAAGGGCAAGAAGCGCCCAUACACAGAGAAUUUGUCCAAGAAAGCAAGGGCAGGUAGCAUUCCGCAAGCACCAACAUAUUACUCUCAAAGAGAAGCUCCAACCAUUGAAGGAACUUGGGUUCGCAACAUGAGCUCUGGACCUGAGAUCUACGUUGGAAACAAAGGGAAGCAGAAAGAUAGGGACUCUCAAGCGUAUUAUGGACAUUGUUAUUCCGAAGCCAUCAAGAAGCUACGGGAAAAGAAGUUCGCACCGUCGCAACGUGGUGUUCCCAUUGAAUACUUCACCUGGGAACGAAUCAUCAUUGAUGAAUGUCACGAAACCCUCGUGACAGGAAAAGGACGUGAGACUAAUGAUGCAGAUUUCAAAGCGACUGCCAGACGAGGAGCUCGAGAGUUCUUGGGGGUUGCCGAAACGAGUAUUUCCAACCGUCCCUUGAUUGCAGAGACUGGUGUUUGGGGACUGACUGGAACCCCUUUGCUCGAAACUGAGGCUCGAGUUACGGAAUUGGCCAAUCUGAUGGGCGGGACCUACUUGACUGGAGCUUCGAAUCAUUGGCGUAAAGAAGAGCGGGAAUCUGGGCGUGAUCUGUUUUUAAAUCAGCAAGAGGCCACUCGUAGUCGAGAAUAUCGCUGCGCGGUCCAGCAAGCUUGCCACCGUUACGUCAAGGAAGCUUGUCAGCGUAAUCGUGGAGAAGCACUGCAAGUGAAGCUCACCAGGAAGAACGUCCACGUGAACAUGAGCGAAUCGGAAGGAAAAGACUUUCAAAAACUGACCAAUGACAUCGACCAAAGCACUUUCGAUCUUAGUCCUGGUCAACUAGGAGAAAAAGCUGGCGAUGUUCUCUCCAUCAGUUGCUCUUCCAAAGCUCGACACUCGGCUCUUUUGGGGAGUGUUGAUGCUAUUUUGGAAAAAGAACCAGGCACAAAGAUCAUCGUCUUUGCCAACACUUCCUUCGGUGGCUACGCUAGUGCCUUGAAGGCGCUCGAAUCUGGUGGCAAGCGAUAUUGUCACGUGUCUGAUGAAAGCUCUGUCGAAGAGCAAAACGAAACGAUUUCAUGGUUCCGUCAUGUCGAUGUCAGCGAAGCAGAACGACAGCGUCCACGUAUUCUCUUGCUUUCCUUUGAGCAAGCUGCAGGCCACAACUUGCAAGAGGCUUGUCACAAUGUAAUCAUAUACGAUCCAUACUAUUCAGGAUCAGAUGCCGUCGCCGAUGCUUCGGUGGAAGAGCAAGCUGUGGGACGAGUAAUGCGACAAGGCCAAAAACGUGAUGUGACUGUGACACGGAUUCUGGUGUCGGGUCCCAAAGGCGAACGUUGCCUCGAUGACUGGAUUAUGGAGCGCAAUCUUGAUGAAAAAGUUUUGCAAGCGGCCACGUCCAACUUUGAUUAG
This is a messenger RNA of Cylindrotheca closterium, 6492 nucleotides long. The record is from the annotation of a GenBank genome assembly. Lineage: Eukaryota; Bacillariophyta; Bacillariophyceae; Bacillariales; Bacillariaceae.